Molecule: messenger RNA, 1990 nt
Organism: Rhodamnia argentea
Lineage: Eukaryota; Viridiplantae; Streptophyta; Magnoliopsida; Myrtales; Myrtaceae
Product: glycogen synthase-like
Exons: 17
Coding region: 66-1868 (600 amino acids)
Molecular function (GO): alpha-1,4-glucan glucosyltransferase (UDP-glucose donor) activity
Source: RefSeq, a predicted model, not a curated record
AGUAUCUUUAAACGGUCAAUGCCGAUCUCGAUGCCUCACUCCAGUUCGGUGGUCGAGAAAGGAAGAUGGAGAAUACGGUGGUGGGCGCUUUUGGUCACCCCAGCUUGGUUGCAAGGCGAGCCUCUCUGAGAAGAAACAAGAAGUCUUCACGUCUUCCCGCCGGUGCCGCCGCCUCUUACCGCCUGAACUCUCCCUCUCGCAGGAUCAAGGCGGUGGACACAAACUCGCAGGACUUGAAUGUCCACUUGGAGGCACGGGCUGAAAGUGCGGCGGAUACCAUCAAUCCUGCAUUGAAAGGCUCGGUGUGGCCUUCCCCUAGUGAUGAAACUCCAUUUUGGAAGAAAGAAUUCCCUACUUGGGAUGUCAGCGUCGAGGUUCCAGCUGAUGUGGAGAAGGAUUCCGAUCUCAUGCACAUCAUCCAUGUUACUGCUGAAAUGGCUCCUAUAGCCAAAGUUGGAGGUCUCGGUGAUGUUGUGACUGGACUUGCUCGCGCAUGCCUGUCACGUGGUCAUACGGUUGAUGUCGUGCUUCCUUUCUACGAAUGCAUCGAGAAGCGACAGAUUACCGAUCUCACGUUGAUAACUACAUAUAAUUCAUUCCAUGAUGGAGAUUGGAUACCGACUAAUGCAUAUCGUGGGGAAGUUUCUGGCAUUCCCGUCAUAUUUGUUGAACCGUCUAAUCAAUUCUUUAAAGGGAAAUAUGUAUAUGGGGGUUCAUACAAUGAGCUGGAAGCGUAUAUAUUCUUCAGCCGUGCUUGCCUUGAGUGGAUGCAGGUGACUGGAGUGCAGCCUGAUAUUAUUCACGUCCACGAAUGGCAAACAAGUGCUUUGCCACUGCUUUACUGGGAUAUGUACCAUCAACUCUCACUUAAGAGACCAAGAAUAACAUUGACUAUCCACAAUAUGGAGCAUUAUGGUGAAUGCAGACAAGAGCAACUCAGUAAAUGUGGUCUCGAUGGUGCAAUUUAUGCGACUACUGAUAAGGCAGUAGAUGAUCGAACAAUUGGUCAUAAUCCCGAGAGAUUGAGCUUGCUGAAAGGAGGAAUUGUUUACGAUAAUGCAGUACUGACGGUCUCCCCGACCUAUCUCAAGGAAACACUUUGCUCGGGAUGGCUUUCUAGCACAUUGAUAAGAAACCGAGAUAAGUACUUUGGCAUACUGAAUGGGAUAGACACUGCAAUCUGGAAUCCUGCCACUGAUAUCUACUUGCCUGUUAAAUUUAAUGCUCAAAAGCUAGAAGGCAAAAAAUUCUGCAAAAAUUAUGUCCAGAAGGGGCUUGGCUUACCUGUAGAAAGCGCAGGGAUAGUGGAGGGCAAAGAUGUGGUUAAUGGAACCCAGCGGAAGGUGCCCUUGGUUGUCUGUAUUACUAGAUUGGUUGCUCAAAAGGGGCUUCAUUUGAUCACUCAUGCAAUUAAGAACGUCGAGGAACUCGGUGGACAGAUGGUUGUAUUAGGAAAAGCUCCUGAUGAUCGGGUAGAAAGAGAGUUCAAAGAUCUCGCAGACUUGUACAAUGAAGGUCCUGCAAUCCGUAUUCUUCUUAUGUACAGUGAAGAGCUGUCCCACAUGCUCUAUGCUGCAGCUGACAUGGUGUUAGUCCCUUCUUUGUACGAACCUUGUGGACUUGCCCAAAUGAUUGGAAUGAGAUACGGCGCAGUGCCAACAGUGAGGAGAACUGGUGGUCUGGCUGACACGGUCUUUGACAUUGAUGAUCACUCAAACAGCCACAUGGCAAAUGGGUUCGUCUUCGAUGGAAUUGAUGAAGGGUCCUUGAACGGAGCUUUAGACCGUGCGUUUUCUCUUUAUAAAAACAGGCAAGAAAUUUUUUGGUUACGUGACUUAAUUUAUAACUGCUGUUGCAGAACCAGAUGAAUGGACCGGCCUUGUGCGGAAGGCGAUGGAGAGAGACAACAGCUGGAACAACACUGCAGGGAACUACAUUGAAGUCUAUAAUUCCGUAAGAGUGCGAUGAUAGCUCAAUAGAACGGGCUGAU